AUGCGAAAGCCAAGAAGCAGCUCGAUGAUGAUGUUCACCCGCAGCAACAGCAACCUGUCGACGAUGCUUGGGAUGGGCGUGUUGCUGCUCGCGAUCGGUGGUCUGAUCGGUCCGGCCAGUGGACAGCGCACGCCAACCAUCUCCUAUAUCACGCAGCAGCAGAUCAAAGACAUUGGUGGUACGGUCGAGCUGGACUGUGCCGUCCAGUACGCCAACGAUUACUCCGUGCACUGGGUUAAGACCAGCAACGACCGUUCGGACGUGGUGUUUCUGUCCACGGGCAGCUCGCUGGUGUUGAAAGAUUCGCGCUUCUCGCUCCGGUACGAUCUGUCCUCCACGACCUACACGCUCCAGAUAAAGGACAUCCAGGAAACGGAUGCCGGCAUCUACCAGUGUCAGGUGGUACUGUCGGUGACGAACAAAAUCUCGGCCGAGGUCGCACUGAACGUACGCCGACCACCGAUCAUCUCCGACAACUCCACCCAAUCGUUGGUGGUGUCCGAGGGAGAACCAGCCCAGAUGGAAUGUUACGCUUCCGGUUACCCGGUGCCACAGAUUACCUGGCGCCGUGAGAACAACGCCAUACUGCCGACAGGUAGUGCAACGUACUCCGGCAACGUGAUAAAACUUCACUCGGUAAAGAAGGAAGAUCGUGGCACGUACUAUUGUGUGGCAGACAACGGUGUCAGUCGGGGCGAUCGGCGUAACGUGAAUCUGGAGGUAGAGUUUGCACCGGUAGUGACCGUGCCGAGACCGCGCGUCGAACAAGCGCUACAGUACGAUAUGGAUCUGGAGUGUCACAUCGAAGCGUACCCACCGCCGGCCAUCCGUUGGCUAAAGGAUAGUGUGCAGCUGUCCAGCAAUCAGCACUACCAGCUGUCACAGUUUGCCACCGCGGACGAGUUUACCGAUUCGACGCUGCGUGUCAUUACCGCCGAAAAGCGCCAGUACGGGGAGUACAUGUGUCAGGCAACGAACAAGCUGGGCGUGGCGGAAGGACGCGUCGAGUUUACCGAGUCCGUUAUUCCCGUGUGUCCGCCGGCAUGCGGGCAAGCACGUUACGGUGGCGGUGCCAGUGCAAUUUCCGUCUCGAGCGUACUGAUGGCGGUGGCUACCGUGCUGACGAUGGUAGCGAUUGCAUAGUACGUGAAGCGAGCGUAAGGAGACAGA
Messenger RNA from Anopheles maculipalpis, 1170 nucleotides. RefSeq names its product lachesin (gene Lac). Bases 1 to 1143 code for a protein of 380 amino acids. Lineage: Eukaryota; Metazoa; Arthropoda; Insecta; Diptera; Culicidae. The record is from RefSeq and is a predicted model, not a curated record. The transcript has 2 exons. Gene Ontology annotation, cellular component: neuron projection.